GAACAAGCUUAACUAUAGGUCAGUAUUAACACACCACUCAACAUGAACACAACAGUACCGAAUAAUUCUUUACCUUCCAACAAUCUUCGUAAAAUCACAAAACCUCCUGCCGUUCGAAUAGUCCCACCCCUCAACUUUUGUCCAGUUGAACAACAACUUUAUCGAUCGGGUCAACCAUCAAUCAUAAAUCAAGCAUUCCUUAACCAACUUAACUUACGCACAAUUAUCUGGCUAGCAUCAGAAGAACCAAGUGACGAGUUUUUAGAAUACUGUAAUUCCCAUCUGAUAAAUAUCGAGUUUGUCAGUAUGGUGGAUGACGAUUUCGACAAGCAUAUGAAUCCCUGGGAUUCCUUGAAUGAGCCCACCAUUAAACGUGCGCUCGAAUUGAUCGUCAAUAAAGAGAAUUAUCCAUGCUUAGUGUGUUGUGGGAUGGGGAGACAUCGUACUGGAACUGUGAUUGGGUGUUUGCGAAGAAUACAAGGUUGGAACUUGGCUAGUGUAAGUGAGGAAUAUCGUAGAUUUACAGGAUCUAGAGGAGGGAGAAUUUUGGUGGAAUUAUUGAUUGAAGGGUUUGAUAUAUCAUCGGUGCAUAUUGAUAAAGAUAAAGUUCCUGAAUGGUUGAAGUAGGCCCUGAUUAUUGUCUGUGUUGAACAUUUAGCUGGACGAAUCCCAAUCAUGCUGGAACCGAUCAAACCGAAAAAUAGGGAACAGAAGUUAAUUAGUGUGUAACUUCCAAUCUUUUGUUAAGUAAUUUAUUUGUGGGUGUUGAACUGGUCAUUAUUGCAUUGUAAAAGCAGCUGGAGUGUAACUACUACUUUUUACAAACAUACAAUUCUGUCUCGAUUAGUUCAAAUUGAUAUAAUUACAGCUAGCCAGUGAUGAUACCAGUGAUUGAAUCACCAAGCUACUUUUCUCGGAAUAGAAAUAGGGUGAAUCAAUGUGUUUGUUGGUAUAUUCAGGACCGAGUUAUGAAUUCCAUUUAGUAAGAGUAUGCGCUAUAUAUGCCCCUCAAAAUAAGCUUAUUAGUAUCUAUAUAGAUUCAUACUUGUAUAAGUAUUAUAUUUUGAAAAGCUUUUGUAAUACACAUGGUUCAAGGCACAUUUGAUACUUCUUACCAAGUAGAUGCCUUGACUCAUUAAUGUAAAAGAGAAGACCUUGAUUAUAAUUUAGGAGAUAUUUGCAACCGAACAACCCGAGCAAGUAAGAAAACCUAAACUUUGAGUACCAGCAAAGGUUUUAUAUCAAACAGUAUUCAAAGAUAGUAUUAAGACAAGCUAAAGUUAAGAAUUUAAUAUUGGGAAUUUCUUAGCAGAAAUUAUCCUUACCCUCUCCGUUUAGUACAGAUUUAGACAAUAUUUACCGCCAUAAUUGGGCUCUCCUAUGAGCAUUUCCUUCUC
This is a messenger RNA of Spathaspora passalidarum NRRL Y-27907, 1397 nucleotides long. RefSeq names its product putative tyrosine protein phosphatase (gene OCA1). NCBI's taxonomy places the organism in Eukaryota, Fungi, Ascomycota, Pichiomycetes, Serinales, Debaryomycetaceae. The coding region runs from base 43 to 627 and encodes 194 amino acids. Gene Ontology annotation, molecular function: phosphatase activity. The transcript has a single exon. The record is from RefSeq and is a predicted model, not a curated record. Gene Ontology annotation, biological process: protein dephosphorylation.